GUCGAGGUGAGAAGAUGAAGCGCCCAGCGGUAGGAGAAGGCGGCGGAGGUCGUUCGGAGGAGGGAACGAGCAAAGAGUUUGGGAAGAAUCGGUGGAAGCAGCAGAAGAGGAACGAGCGGCGGUUGGGAGGGAAGGGGCUCUCUCUUGAAGCCUUCGCGAAUGCCAAAUCCAGGUCCUCCGGAUACAACCCCGCCCUCAUAAAAAAGCAAAAAGAGUUCUAUAGAAAUGCAAAAUAUGUGACCAAGUACAAGAAGACACUAAAACAACAAAACCUGGCCAGUGAUCAUAUGCCAAAAGUUUCGGAUGAUAAGGAUGGUGAUAAGACCGAAAACUCGCAAAUGCGAAGUAAAACAAAGAAGAAGAGUCUGCUGAGCUUGAGAGAAGAGUACGAGAAGAAACACGCAGAAGUCGAAAAGGCUAAGACGGAUAGGGAAGCAAUCAUCCAAGCAAAGAAAGAAGAGAGAGCCAAAGCUGAAAACAGAAGGAAGGCCGAGAGGGAAAAGAUGUUUAAGAAGACCAGAUCUGGUCAGCCUGUCAUGAAGUACAGAAUAGAGCACCUCUUAGAAGGUUUACUAGAUGGUUCUAAAUAGUAGCUAUACUUUGAUGUAUCUCAACUAAUUUUGACUGUAUGAAUGUUACAUUUUUGCAACAAGUUCAUGAAUUCCAUUAUGCAUUCGUGCACAAGAUUUUAGCACGACUCUUUUUAUAGACAACUUUAA
Messenger RNA from Musa acuminata subsp. malaccensis (wild Malaysian banana), 719 nucleotides. Its product is annotated as auxilin-related protein 1. The record is from RefSeq and is a predicted model, not a curated record. Lineage: Eukaryota; Viridiplantae; Streptophyta; Magnoliopsida; Zingiberales; Musaceae. Gene Ontology annotation, cellular component: nucleus.